UUUAUGGCAUUUAGCGUAUGCAAUAGGCUGCAGGACAUAAUUCUUGACUGUGGAUACACAGUGGCUAUAGGAUGAACAAAAAUUGCAGUGUCAGUGGUGAUUUCUAGCGCAUAUCUGGACCCAAUUCAAUUACAUCACAUACAAAACCAACAAAAAGUUUAAAAUUACGCAUUUUAUAUGAACAAAAUACCUGUAGUAGUAACGAUGGAUCCAAGUGUUUCUACAUAUGUAAGAGGUUUUCAUGACAUUGACGCUGUCUCAAAGAUGAAAUAUAAACCACUAGGCAACACUGGUUUACAAAUAUCACAACUUGGCUAUGGUGGAUCUGGUUUAGCAGGUGUUUUUAAAACAACUAAAGAUGAUGAAAGUAUCGCAGUUUUAACACAAGCUAUCAAGAAAGGCAUUAACUACAUAGAUACAGCACCAUGGUAUGGUAAUGGCAAAUCAGAAACAGUAUUAGGACAGGCAUUUAAGAAUAUACCCCGUGACUCAUUCUAUGUAGCAACUAAAGUAGGAAGAUAUGAACCUGAUGUAGAGAAAAUGUUUGAUUUUAGUCGUGAAAGAACUAUGAGAAGUAUAGAUGAAAGUCUACAGAGAAUGGGAAUAGGUUAUGUUGAUAUAAUACAGGUACAUGAUAUGGAGUUUGCUCCAGAUUUAGAUAUUAUUCUCAAUGAAACAUUGCCAGCUUUACAAGAAAUUAAGGAUAGUGGUAAAGCUAGAUUUAUUGGAAUAACUGGAUACCCUCUUGAAAACUUCAGGACAAUUAUAGAGAAAAGUAAAGUUAAAAUAGAUACAGUUUUAAGUUAUUGUCGUGGUUGUAUGUUUGAUAGUUCAAUACAAGAUUAUAUUCCUUAUUUCAAGGAGAAAGGACUUGGUAUAUUAAAUGCAUCACCUAUAGGUAUGGGUUUAUUAUGUGAAUCGGGUCCACCAAAAUGGCAUCCAGCAAAUCAUCAAAUUAAAGAUAAUUGUCAGAAGGCUGCAAAAUAUUGUAAGGACAAUAAUGUAGACUUAGCUCAGUUGGCCGUGAAACAUAGUCUUGAACUUCCAGGAGUGGCAUCCACGAUAACGUCUUCUGAAAGUUAUGAUAUAGUUGAUAAAAAUCUCAAACUUCUGUCAACAAAUUUAACUGAUAAAGAAAGAAAUGUAUAUAAUGAUGUUAUGAAAAGAUUUAUGGAACCUUUACAUAAGAUGAAUUGGGAAGGCAUUGAAGUCAAUCAAUACAGAGAAAAGUUGGCUAAAUUACAAGACAGAUAACUCUAAGAAGUAGAUGGACUACUAUAACUUUAGCUGUAUUUUAUUGAAAUAAUAAAUUAUCUUAUAUACUAUUCAAAAAAAGUAGGGGAUAUUUGAUUUUUAAGUGUUAUUAAAGUCACCUAAUGAAACUGACGAAGAAACAAAU
Molecule: messenger RNA, 1399 nt
Organism: Patella vulgata (common limpet)
Lineage: Eukaryota; Metazoa; Mollusca; Gastropoda; Patellidae
Exons: 10
Coding region: 178-1254 (358 amino acids)
Cellular component (GO): cytosol
Molecular function (GO): L-galactose dehydrogenase activity
Source: RefSeq, a predicted model, not a curated record